GGCAGCAGUGCAACAUAACAGACGCCAGCUGCCGUAAAACACCAAAGAAGAAGAAGAAGAAGAAGAAGAAGAAGAAGUAGACGAAGUAGAAGAACAAGUAGAACAAGAAGAAGAAGAAGCAACAUCAUCAACAACAACAUCAACAUCAACUGUUAACAGCUGCAGGAUGGACCUGUCCAGCAGGCUGGCGGUGUGGCAGCAGCUGGCGGAGAGCUGUGGAGUCAGCACAGUCCAGCAGGGCCUGCAGCAGGUGUGGAAGCUGCUGCUGCUCUGCCUCCUCUGUAGACUCUGCUUCAGGCUGGGAGGUGUGUCCACUUUGAAGCAUGUAGUGUCAGUCUUGGCUGGGAUGUACGGCCUCUUCCUGUUCUUUGAGCUGCACAUGCUGUGGGUGCUUUUGCUCAGUGCACUGUGUUACCUCGUUCUACUCCUCAGCCGACACUCCAGCAGCAGAGGGCUCUUCCUCUCGGUUGUCAUCCUCAUCUACCUCCUUGUUGGAGAGUUGCAUUUGAUUGACCUGGUGACCUGGCAUAAAAUAAGAGGCUCUCAGAUGGUGGUGGCCAUGAAGGCCAUCUCUCUGGCCUUCGACCUGGACAGAGGGACGGUUGGCAGUCUGCCCUCCCCAGCUGAGUUCCUGGGCUAUGUUCUGUUUGUGGGCACUGUGAUCUUCGGCCCUUGGAUCAGCUUCUCCAGUUAUAAGAACGCCAUUGAGGGCAAAAAAGUGAGCUGGCUGUGGCUGCGUAGUUCCUCCCUCUGCCUCCUGAAGAGUCAGAUCUGUCUGCUGGUCUCCACCUGCGUCGCCCCUUACCUCUUCCCUUUGUUAAUCCCCAUCCACGGAAACACAGUCACACAGAAGUGGCUGCAUGCUUAUGAGAAUGCGGUGUCCUUCCACUUCAGUAACUACUUUGUGGGUCACCUCAGUGAAGGCACCAGCAUGCUGGCUGGAGCUGGCUUCACUGAAGAAAAGGACAACAUCAGAUGGGAUAUGAGUGUGGUGAAGCCUCUCGGGGUGGAGAUGCCUCGCUCCAUGGUGCUGGUGGUGACGUCCUGGAACAUCCCCAUGUCUCGAUGGCUCAAAACCUAUGCCUUUAAAAAUGCCAUGAAACUGGGGACUUUUCCAGCCAUCCUGGUGACGUACACAGCCAGUGCUCUACUGCAUGGUCUGAGCUUUCACCUGGGAGCUGUUCUGCUCUCUUUGGGCUUCAUCACAUAUGUUGAACAUGUUCUGAGAAGGAAGCUUGCAUCCAUCUUCAGUGCCUGUAUCCUGUCCAGGCCCUGCACUUCUGACUGCAGCCAUCAGCACAAGAAGGAGUAUUGGGUGAUGUUGCUGAACCUGGUUUUCAGCUUGCUAACCAUCUUCCACCUCACCUACCUGGGCUCUAUGUUUGAUCCUGGAGUUGAUGAACAGGAAGUAGAAGAGGGUUACGCAGCCAUCCACACCAUCCAGAGGUGGUCCGAACUGAACUGGGCCAGCCACUGGGUCGUGUUCGCCUGCUGGGUCUUCUACCGUUUAAUUCAGUAACGUGAUUGGAGCAGUUGGAAGGCUGGCAGACACCAAACACUUCAUAAUGCCAUGGGUUUGAAGGUGGUGAUCAGGAUGGACGAGGAUCUGUGGGACUGCGUGUGUGCGGAGGGGGCUGUCACAGACGAGAGGGAUUACUAAACAAACCUCUCCAGGCCUGUUGAGAGUUGUGAAUAAUCUGAAGGACAGAUGGAUGGAUGCAGGGUGAAAACAUAGCACAUACCAAAGUAUUCUGUAUGAGCCUCGUACAUCCGGGGCUGUAGGUUUGUUUCGGGCAGUAUCGAAAGGAUCCAAUGAUUUGAUUCCAUUGACAAUAUGAAGACCAGACCCUGCAGAGGCAUUAAUCUACUGAAGCCUGUGGUCAGCUGUAUUUGGACAGAUCUACCCUGUAGAUUAGUUCUGUUGUAAAUGUUGCUGUUGGACAAGGUCAAUUCCCACAAACAGUUGAGCAGUUUAGCUCACUAUUACUCUAAUCAUUCAUAUGUUACAUUCUUUUUAUUACUGCUGCUAUUGUGUUUUUUGUACUGUUCUUCUUAAAUGUUAACAAGCUCUUGGUUUGUGAUUGACUGCAAACAUCAUAGUAACAGACUGACACCCUGAACUCUGGUUAUUAUUAUUAUUAUCAUUUCUGUCGUUCAUUAUAAUCACCUACCUCAAUAAAAAGAAACAUAUUAAAGUAUAUAAUCAUA
Cottoperca gobio is the source of this 2208-nucleotide messenger RNA. Its product is annotated as protein-serine O-palmitoleoyltransferase porcupine-like. The coding region runs from base 167 to 1519 and encodes 450 amino acids. Gene Ontology annotation, cellular component: membrane; endoplasmic reticulum. The record is from RefSeq and is a predicted model, not a curated record. Gene Ontology annotation, biological process: lipid modification; protein palmitoylation; Wnt protein secretion. NCBI's taxonomy places the organism in Eukaryota, Metazoa, Chordata, Actinopteri, Perciformes, Bovichtidae. Gene Ontology annotation, molecular function: palmitoleoyltransferase activity; Wnt-protein binding. The transcript has 13 exons.